Messenger RNA from Trachemys scripta elegans, 3074 nucleotides. It is a transcript of the gene MED28, whose product is annotated as mediator complex subunit 28. Gene Ontology annotation, cellular component: mediator complex. Lineage: Eukaryota; Metazoa; Chordata; Testudines; Emydidae. The record is from RefSeq and is a predicted model, not a curated record.
GCUUGCUUUGCUUCACUUGUGAGUCAGGAUUAUGUGAAUGGCACAGAUCAGGAAGAAAUUAGAACUGGUGUUGAUCAAUGUAUCCAGAAAUUUCUGGAUGUUGCGAGACAAACUGAAUGUUUUUUCCUACAAAAAAGAUUACAUCUGUCUGUCCAGAAACCAGAGCUAGUUAUUAAAGAGGAUGUUUCAGAAUUGAAAAACGAAUUGCAGAGGAAAGAAGCACUAAUUCAGAAGCAUUUGGGUAAACUGCGUCACUGGCAGCAGGUUCUAGAAGACAUGAAUGUACAACACAAAAAACCUGCAGAAAUGCCUCAAGGACCAUUAGCUUAUCUAGAACAGGCUUCUGCAAAUAUUCCUGCACCCAUGAAGCAAACAUGAUUAAGAAAGAUGUUUGAAUUUAGAUCUUUGAGUAGUAUUUUAACUUAAAGUGAAAUGUAAUAUUGAUCUUUCUACCUUGUAUAAUAUGUGAUGUAAUUUGUAAUAUAAAAAUAGUGUUUUAUACUACGACAGUCAGACACAACUAAGCAUAAAAUAAAUGGGGAAGAAUCUGUAGUUUUUUAACUUUUAUCAAAGUAUGGAUUGUUUUUACAUUCAAACUGAACAAAUGCUCAUGUAUGUCUUGUAUUGUAGUCAGAAUACACUUGCCUAGAAUAUGCUAAAAACCCCUCCUAUUAUUUGGGAAACUGACAGAGCAGUCCUAAUGUAGCUAAAGUCCAGUUAAGGCACUAUAGAUAUAGAAGUACUUGCAGAGUUUAUUUGUUCAUCUCAAGUGAAGCCUUAUAUACUGUUUUCAUGGUGAGCGUUUCCUAUGAUUCUGGAGAAAUAGUGCAGACUUCUUAUUGCUGAGACUGAUUGGUCAAAUAAAUCAAAGCAAGGAUUUUCUGUUGAGCACUACUGCUAUCUAUGGCAUAGGCACUUGCCUUCGCUUGGGUGGGGAAUGUAUUUUAAAUGUGUUUAAAAAAUAUGUCUCUUUUCCUAGUGUAGACAUGGCCAGAAGGAGCUGAUGGGAUGUUGGUGCUAAUGGGAAAAUGCUCUGGCAUCUGAUGCUUUUAAAAACUUGUAGAAGAACUUCCUGUUGGAAAGGGAUGGAGAUAUGGUUAAUAUUUCCCAGUCAUCCUCAUCUAAGCAUAAUGCCUGGUAUUUUCUACCCUUCCCCUGGCUUGUUUCUACAAAUGUAUGGUGCCUUCUUUUCCUCCUGAAACUAUACCCACUCAGUUUAAAGGUUUGGCACCUUGGGAGAAUGUUGUUGGCUUUCCUCAUCAAAGCAGAUUUAGCUGAAGUAGCUAGAAAUUGAGUGUUCUCGGUUUCAGGCUGCUGCAGCUGACAUGAAAAGCCAGUGGAGAAGUACUGCCUGAUUAUAUACUAUUGGCUAAUUAGCUGAGACACUGUAAGUGAGGGAACCAGACAGCUUGUCUGCUCUGUGCUUGCCAUUAUGCUCUCAGAGCAUUGUUGCAGGAGAGAAUGUAAACUCAAACUCCCUUUAGAGAGUAGGUUUAAAUUAACUUCACUCUGCCAUAAGUGGGGAGAAGCUGCAACGCAGGAGAAACAACUCCAACUUCUGGAGCGAAAUGUUCUCUCAAAGCCUCUCUUCGAACCACUGACUUAAGGAAGCCAUCUGCUUUACUUGGACAGUACUUGAAGUUUCCCAUUUUCCUGUAGAGACUGCUACCUAUUUUCACACAAGGAAUGGGCAGGCUGCCAUAAAGUAAGUCAGUAACAAACUCCCAUUGAUUGCUGCAAGUACAGGACUGAGUUACAGGAUGGUUGCUUUUUAAAUUAACUCAAUCUAGUCUGUCUAGGCAUGUAUUUCACACUUAACUACUAUGUCCAUUUUUGUCUGUCCCUGUGAAAUGCGAGGGGGAACUCCCUGAGUGGAAAAAGGCUUUCAUCUACCUGAAAAUGACUGAAUGAUAAGAAUCUAAGUAACUAAUGUCUGUCCUUUGUGGGAUGUUGGAGUGGUUUUACUGCUAUUUUUCAUAAGGCUUCUAGUUGUUCAUUGGACUCGGAUUUUGAAAAUAUUUUUUUCACCUUAAAAAGCUCAUUUUGCUCUUACAUCUCUCACUACAUGCACUACUGCUCCAAUUUAUUAACUAGUAACUCUUUCAUUGCUGAUCAUUUUAGCAGAAUCAUCCUAAAAUAUUGAUUCUUCAGUCCCAAACCCUCCCCCCAGUUCCCACCUACUCAACUACCAGAUAUGUUGCUCUACUCAUAAUACUAGUAGCUGUAUUGUAAGUACAAAAAAAUAGUUGGCUUACUAAAACCCAAAAAUAUGGCCUUACAGGAUUGGGCAGCAGCAUAUGCUUCCAAGACUAUCGCUUUGGGAGAGACCUCUGCUGUCGGUUUUUAAAUGAGCAAGCUUUUGCCACAUGAUCUGGUAUUGCGAUCAUUUUUGUCACAGGUGGUCAAUCUACUCCUGGAUGCCAUACCAAAUGUCUCCCUUACUAGACAGAAAAAGCUUUUUGCACUGUUUAUAGAUUUUCUAAAGGGUUUCUUGUGGAAAAUUAAGCUGCCUAGAUAUUACAUGGAUGUUCGGGAGAGGGACUGGAGUUACAGACUUUCCAUGUGGUAGCUGUCUAAAAUUCACUCAAUGUUUCUGGCAGAUUUAUUUGCUACUGUUGCUCUCCCACUCUGCCAUGUUGACAGGCCUAGUCUACAUUUUCCUUUAGAAAAUCCUGAAGUUCGGCAGUUUCCCCCUCAGUAAAAUUGGGAUAAUGCUGACCACCUUUGUAAAGCGCUUUGAGCUCUACUGAAGGAAAGCGCCAUAUGAGCUAUAUAUUAACUUUAACAGAAUGUCAUCUUAUGAAAAAUGGUUGCUAUAGCUUCUGAAUAUUGGAUAUCCAGAAAUUUAAAAUAUUUGGUGAUAUUGGCACCACUAAUUACACACUAAACUAAGAAGGGAAAUAUUUAUAAAACUGGAGAGCAAUAGUCACUCUUUAAAUCAAGAAUAGAGAGCACCUUGGGAUUAUCUAUCUGCAAAGGCAACCUUGUAAAAAUGGGACCACUGUACCAGGAGGAAAAUAAUUGUAGGAUCUUGUAUUUAUACUGCUAAUUUGAUUAAACUAAUUGAAGUACAA